CCAUACAACGUAUAUCAGAGUCAGUGUUCGUGGGACUGUGUCUUAAAGUUGGGACCUCACAACAGGUGGCCAUGAGGAGAGAUACGGUGGACAUCAGGGAGAUGGUGAGAAAUCGAGUGAUAACAAGUGAUGAGUUCAGAGAGAUGCUGAGUGGAAGUUAUGGAGAAGGAUUCAGACUGAUAGGAUCAGAUAUAGACAUGAUGUACUGGCCAAAUAAUCGCCGUGUGAUCUGGGACUUAUCUCACUCUCAGUAUUACAACACACACAGACUAAAACUGAUCCUCUGUGACUGUUCUGAUAGUCCACCAGGAUUUACUUUGUUAUAUUUACUGUCACCAAGCAUGAACAGAUUAAUCCAAAGAGAGCGUGUUAGAAUGAAUAAUAGAUAUUAUAUAUCUAGUUCUAAAGUCAGACAGAUCUAUUUAUCUGCAAUCCAACAACCUUAUAACCCCACUCCACAUGGACCCUGUGUCAGUGGAACAUUUGGAACACUAGAAUAUGAUUAUGCCUCCUGUUUUGUUAGUGACUUUUGGCCUCCAUCUGCCUUUUCAUGGACACACAGAUGUCACUCAUGGCCCCAGCCCCAUGUUGUUGAUGAUAUAGUGAAAAAUGGAUGUCACUUUGUAGCAAUUGGACAUAAGCUAGGAGGACAUGAAGACCAUGAAUGGAGAAUUUCUUUCUCCCGGGCAGAACAAAAACUUGUGUUUGUAAUGAAUCACUGUCAAUUCUUAACUUACGCCUUACUUAAAUUGAUCUUAACAGAAAUAAUUAACAAUGGAGUAAGUGAUGGUGAUAAAUUACUGUGUUCCUAUCACAUGAAGACGGCAGUUUUCUGGGUGAUUCAACAAAAUACAAUACCUCAUUGGUGUCCACAAAAUCUCCUGGGGGGUUUCUGGGUCUGUUUUAAACUCAUCCUCAAAUGGGUGUAUGAGGGGAUAUGUCCUAACUUUUUCAUUCCAGGCAACAACAUGUUUCUGAGUAAAAUUUAUGGCAUCAAACAACAUCAAUUAUUUAUAAGACUGUCAGAAUUGUAUGAGAAGGGUUUAACGUUCCUGCUACAUAGUCCCUCCAUUAGAUCUUAUAUUAUAGAUGUCCUCUAUAACCCCAGAAACUCCAUCUGUACAGAUGAUCAUACUCUGAUUUCUGUGGCUGAGUUUGAUGAAAAUCUAUUUUAUGAAACAUUACUUCAUAGAAUAAGACAUAAGUUGGACAUACAAAGCUGCAUUAGAUGUCUACAUACAAUAGAACAGAUGAUAGGAUCACCCCUCCUGACACAGUAUCAAGUCUUUAUGCUACAGAACAUUACUGCUACCUUCCUUCAGACCACUGCUUUUAUGUUACACACGGAAACUUACACACAUGACAACAAACUGAGUUAUAGAGCUGACAAAAUGUCCUGUCACAUGCUGAAAUUAGCAGCCAAGUUUGGUUGUAUUACAGACAUGCUGUACAUAGCAAUGUAUUAUUACAAGACACUUAGAUACAUGGAAGCAUUAUAUAUUAUAGAGAUGAUCAAGGUCAAGUUAGCACAGCUAUAUGUGAUGUAUUGUUAUAAUGUAGAUACAGAGAUGUAUACUGAGGCUGUAGGGGGACAGUCCUGGUCUACAAAGAUGACACAGGCUGUAGUAGGGGAUAUCACACUGAUCAAUAAAAUCCAUUUUAUCAGUGAACUGAUACCUGAACAACAGUGUGCUCUACAGAACCACCGGUUUUUUUUACUUGUACACCCCGUGGUAUUGUUAUACAUGCUCGAGAUCUUGUGCUACAGACAUGUUGACACAAUGCAAGCACAAACAGCUCUAGAUGAUCUACAGACCUUUGUUCACUGUUAUCAGGGACAGCUUAUAUGUUAUCUUACCAGAGACAUAUCGUGGCAAAUUCUGGGGAUCUGUCAGCAGGUGACAGGGAACCUCCAGGCUGCUCUAUACUCAUACCAACAAUCUCUCAGAGAAGUACCAUACCACAACAUACAAACAGCUACAGAAAUGAGAAUACAGAGAGUCUGCCAAUGGAAUCCCUUAAUUAAUUAAAUAUCAGAUGAUAUUUGAAGGAGUUCACCUGAUAGAGAUUAUCAUUUACAUAUCCUCUUCUGAUUUCAUAUUAUACAUUUAUUGCAUGAUAGUGAGGGAAAUAUGAAGACUUAUUCAGCCAAGAAAAAUCAUAUUC
Saccostrea cuccullata (small rock oyster) is the source of this 2166-nucleotide messenger RNA. RefSeq lists its product as uncharacterized. The record is from RefSeq and is a predicted model, not a curated record. Bases 72 to 2030 code for a protein of 652 amino acids. NCBI's taxonomy places the organism in Eukaryota, Metazoa, Mollusca, Bivalvia, Ostreida, Ostreidae. The transcript has a single exon.